Molecule: messenger RNA, 1067 nt
Organism: Homalodisca vitripennis (glassy-winged sharpshooter)
Lineage: Eukaryota; Metazoa; Arthropoda; Insecta; Hemiptera; Cicadellidae
Product: RNA-binding protein 48-like
Exons: 5
Coding region: 326-1018 (230 amino acids)
Cellular component (GO): nucleoplasm
Molecular function (GO): nucleic acid binding
Source: RefSeq, a predicted model, not a curated record
UUGAAGCUUAUUCAAUAACAGUAGAAAAUGAACAUGCUAUAAAAACCAGAAACGCAUUAACAAAAAUUAUUCAACUCUAUGAUGAUGCUGUAUGGGUAUUUCCAGGAAAGACAUUAAAGGACUCCACUUUCAGUGCCCAUUUUAAAAGAAAAAGCUAUUCAGUUGCACAAAUUGUUGGGUAGUGAAGAAAAUGACCUUACAGCAAGUGAGAGUUGGCUUUGGCGAAGGGCAAGUUAUUAUUUCUGAUGAAAAACUUUCAGCCGGUGAUGAUGCUGCUAAAGAGUUCUUGUAAACUUUGAGUCAACAGAUGAACUCUUUAACGUAGAUGAAUCAGGUGUACACAGUGUGUGAUGAAUCAGUUCAUCUGAUAAUAAGCAGAGUUCCUGCUAUUAAGCUACACUCCGAGCUGUGUACGCUUUGCAACCGCUUCGGAGAUGUCACCAGAUGUGUCCAAGUUCCUAAUUAUGAGACUGAGGAAUCAUUCGUGGAAACAUAUCAUGUGCAGUAUGCAAGAAUACAGUCUGCUAGGUAUGCAAAGAAACAGCUGGAUGAAAGAGCUUUCUAUGGAGGUGUGUUGCACGUUUGUUAUGCCCCAGAACUGGAAACUGUUGAAGAUACCAAACAAAAACUCAUUCAAAGGCGUAAAGAAAUAGUAACUAGAAUUAGGAGAAGAUGUGAAAGUCAUAAGAGUAAAUCAACUGCUGAAUUGUGCCAACACAUGGAUGUGACUAUUGGAAAGGAUGAUAAUUGCAAAAGUGUUUUUCCACAUCCAAGAAACAAAUUGAUAAGUGAACAGACACCCACCCUACCUCUAAUGAGUAAUCAGGGCCAGAACCAGUGGCACAAUGCAGUUGAAAAUUUCAGUUCUCCUCUAGCUGAAAAUAAAACUGCAGUAGAUCCAGUAGUAAACCAUGAUUAUUCCAACAUGACAAACCAUCAUCGAAUAUUGGAAAGAAAAUUGAAGUUUAUACCCCGUCCAGUUGCAAUCACUAAACGAAUUGUUUUUCACAAAAAUUAGCAAAAUCUUGCAUAGUAAUAUAUGAAUAAUAAACAAUAUUUUCAUUUCA